AUGCCAGAAACUUCCUACGACCAGUGGAGACGAGUAUACACGUACAACGAACAAGUGCUUCGUUCACUAAGUCCUGGAGACAUUGUCAAAUUUAAGAACUCAUCCUAUGAACAUUGGGCUAUUUAUGUUGGUGGACAAAACGUGAUUCACAAGGCAGGUAGAGGUGUUAGCAUCUUUCGUAAAUCUCAGCCUGUAGAAGUCAAAGAAGAACAGUUCUUAGAUGUUGCAGGCGAAAAUUUGGCUGAAAUCGCCAAUCAGCACGAUCUACAAAAGAGUCCUUUGCAAAGCUUUUUAGUAGUAGAUAGAGCUCGAAGUCAGCUUGGGAAAGAACCGUUUCAAGGUCAGCAUGGAAACAACGAACAGUUUGUUCUUUGGUGCAGGUAUGGCGAAGAACAAGUUAACAAGUCUUCUGCUCUAGGAACUACUGUGGCUAUUGGGGCAACACUCUGUGGCUUUAUGUUCGGUGGUCCAGUUCUAGGCUUUGUCGCUUUAUCAGCCUCAGCCUUGAUGAUAAUGAGAAGAUAA
Molecule: messenger RNA, 525 nt
Organism: Biomphalaria glabrata
Lineage: Eukaryota; Metazoa; Mollusca; Gastropoda; Planorbidae
Product: phospholipase A and acyltransferase 3-like
Exons: 4
Coding region: 1-525 (174 amino acids)
Biological process (GO): N-acylphosphatidylethanolamine metabolic process
Cellular component (GO): cytoplasm
Molecular function (GO): glycerophospholipid phospholipase A1 activity; A2-type glycerophospholipase activity
Source: RefSeq, a predicted model, not a curated record